Chironomus riparius is the source of this 2786-nucleotide messenger RNA. Lineage: Eukaryota; Metazoa; Arthropoda; Insecta; Diptera; Chironomidae. The record is from the annotation of a GenBank genome assembly.
GUUCGCUAGUCCAGAAGCAUAAAAAGGAAAGUGAAUAAAAUAUAAUAAAAAAAGUUUGCAAGAAAAGAAAAUCGCGGACAAAAAAGUCUUAAAUUAAUUUUUUUUAUUUUAAUUCAGAUUGUUGCAUUUUACUUGUCUCUUUGAGUGUAUAUUAAAGUGCAUCAUCUGUUUAGUAAAAUUAUGUUAAGAUACGUGAUAGUGGCACUGGCAUUAUCAAGUGCCAGUGCUUUGCGUGUAAAACGUCAAGAUUCAACAACAGCAAAGACUGAAGAGUCUUUUGAAAAAGAAUUGUGUAAAGAUAAAGAUGCAGGAGAAUGGUUUCGUCUAGUGGCUGGCGAUGGAGACGCUUGUCGUGAUGUCAUUCAAUGCACAUCAUCGGGUCUGCAAGCUAUUCGUUGCCCAGCAGGUUUAUUUUUUGAUAUUGAAAAGCAGACAUGUGAUUGGAAAGAUGCUGUAAAGAAUUGUAAAUCAAAAAAUAAGGAGCGUAAAGUAAAGCCACUUUUAAUUACUGACGAGCCACUCUGUCAAGAUGGCUUCCUUGCUUGCGGUGAUGGUAACUGUAUUGAGCGAGGAUUGUUCUGUAAUGGAGAGAAAGACUGUAACGAUGGAUCUGAUGAAAACUCUUGUGAUGCUGAAUCCGAUCCAAAUCGUGCACCUCCAUGCGAUCCUGCAGUGUGCGUUUUACCAGACUGCUUCUGCUCAGAGGAUGGAACUAGCAUACCCGGAGAUAUUCCAGCCAAAGAUGUACCACAAAUGAUUACAAUCACUUUCGAUGAUGCCAUAAACAAUAACAACAUUGAAUUAUAUAAAGAAAUGUUCAAUGGAAAAAGAAAGAAUCCAAAUGGAUGUAACAUUAAGGCAACGUAUUUCGUAUCACACAAGUACACAAAUUAUUCAGCCGUACAGGAACAUCACAGAAAGGGACAUGAAAUUGCAGUUCACUCAAUUACACACAAUGAUGAUGAGAGAUUUUGGUCAAAUGCAUCAGUUGAUGAUUGGGCAAAAGAAAUGGCUGGCAUGCGUAUAAUUGCUGAAAAGUUUGCUAAUCUUACUGACAAUUCAGUCGUUGGAGUUCGUGCCCCGUACUUGCGUGUCGGUGGUAAUAAUCAAUUUACGAUGAUGGAAGAGCAAGCAUUCUUAUACGAUUCAACAAUUACUGCACCACUUUCAAAUCCACCUCUAUGGCCUUAUACAAUGUACUUCCGUAUGCCACAUAGAUGUCACGGAAACUUACAAAGUUGCCCAACAAGAAGUCAUGCAGUUUGGGAAAUGGUUAUGAAUGAGUUAGACAGAAGGGAAGAUCCUAAUAUUGAUGAAGAUAUUCCAGGAUGUGCUAUGGUUGAUUCGUGCUCAAAUAUCUUGACAGGUGACCAGUUCUAUGCCUUCCUUAAUCACAAUUUCGAGAGACAUUACGAUCAAAACCGUGCUCCACUCGGAUUAUACUUCCAUGCUGCAUGGUUGAAGAACAACCCAGAGUUCCUCGAUGCCUUCUUAUAUUGGAUCGAUGAAAUCUUAGCAAAUCAUAGUGAUGUCUAUUUCGUUACUAUGACACAAGUUAUUCAAUGGAUGCAAAAUCCAAAGACCUUAAACGAAAUCAAGAACUUCGAACCAUGGAAGGAGAAGUGCGCUGUUGAUUCAAAUGCCAAGCCAGCUUGUUGGGUUCCAAAUACAUGCAGAUUAACAUCAAAGGAGGUGCCCGGCGAAUUAAUCAAUCUCCAGACCUGCGUUAGAUGUCCAAAUAAUUUACCGUGGUUAAAUGAUCCAACUGGAGAUGGAUUCUUCUAAAAAGCAAUACUUAAUUAGCAGAUGAAUGUUGCAUCACCUUAUAUCUGUGUAUACUGUUAUAGAAAUCUACUCUAAAAUCAACAAGCCUAUUCUCAGUUUUUAUUAAUUUCAUAAUUUUUAAGACGUUUAUUUUGUCUUCAUGAUAAUUUAAUAGAAAUUUAUUUUUAUUACCUAUGUAUUAUGUGCCAGAUUAUAGUAAUUUUUUUAAUUCUCAUUUUUUCUUAAUAAUUUCCACGCACUCGUUUGGCAAUUUUUCAACAAUCGUUUUGCGUCAAUUUUACUUUCUUUUUGUUAUUUAUUCCAUUUUUUCCCGUACCUAUUUUUGUCUUGAAUUGUACUUCUUAAUGAGUGUAACUACAACAGAGGGAUUAAUUAUUCCUCUAUUUCUAUUUUUAAGGCUGAUUCUGUGACUGUCGACAUACUUUCUUUUAUGAAGGAAUCAACAUUUUGAUACUUUCAUUCUCCAUAAUCGAAACAAUUAAGAAAUUCGGUCAGUAUUAGUUCCGUUUUUGAGAUUUCAUAAUCAUUGGUUAUCAUAAAGUUUCAUUGAACAUGAAGAAAUGUAUUAGAAUCAGCUAUGGGAAAAUAGUCAGUCAUUAAUAAAUUUGUGAUUCACUUUGAUGCUCUCGUAGAUUUCACAUGUAUUCUCAUUUUUAUUAUUUUAUUUACAUGAUGGAAUAUACUCCUAAUGUUCUAGUAAUCAAACAAUUGAUUUUAUUCUAGUUUAAACUACUUCAAUUUUUAAUAAAGAUUGCAUGAUUACUAGAGAUUAUAGGAAUGAAAGCACAUCAAAGUGAAUUAUGAAUGAUUACAUAUGAGGAGAUGCACUAAUUAAGAAGCUCAUUUCUGUUUUUAUACUUUUUGAUAUUCUUCUGAUAUUAAUUAAUAUUGUUUUGUGAGAUUGAAGUCAAGUUAGUUGAAAGUUAUGCUGAACUGAUAUGUACUAGACAUUAUUAACAUUUUGCAACAAUAGAAUUUCAAUAAAUUUUUUAAAAACAUAA